Molecule: messenger RNA, 1802 nt
Organism: Folsomia candida
Lineage: Eukaryota; Metazoa; Arthropoda; Collembola; Entomobryomorpha; Isotomidae
Product: polyenoic fatty acid isomerase
Exons: 2
Coding region: 14-817 (267 amino acids)
Molecular function (GO): oxidoreductase activity
Source: RefSeq, a predicted model, not a curated record
ACAGGCUUCCAUUAUGGAACAUAUUCCCUUUUUCUGGGUGGCACUACCCACAAUUUUACUAAUUUAUUCCCCCCUCACUUCCACCCUUGACCAGAACGGUCACAUUUGCAUCAUCGGUGGCGGCAUUAGCGGUCUCACCAUAGCGGCCGCACUACAAUCCAAAGGUUACACAAACGUCGACCUGUACGAAGCUGAGAAAACCCUUGGCGGGAGAAUUGUCACUCACCGAUCCACCGGAAGUUCUCGCAAAUCCCGGGUUAUCGAGACCGGUCCGAUCGCCUAUUACCGCAGUAUGACCCACACCUUCCGCUACAUGAACGAAUUAAAGAUAACCUCCAUUCCAUACAAUAAUUUCGACACGUCUCUCUUCAAUCCGAAAAGUGGCGUGAUUUUCCCAAAAUUUGAAGCUUCCGCCAAACUAAAGGCUAUCGUGCAAGAGGCGACAAAUCGAUAUAAGAAAUACUGGUACGAACUAGCUCCCGCCCUAGAACUGGGGUACACUUCGCCCCUGUUUCAAUCAAAAUUGGCGGCAUUGUCGACCCCAAUUGAGACCUGGUAUAACGACCGGAACUUAUCCUUACUCCUCCCCAUUUUGGCGGGACAGUUUACCGCGGAUGGAUACGGAGAUGUGAAGGACGCCCCGAUUUUACAAGCACUAAAGCCCGUCGUGGGGGACGAAGCGGAAGCAUAUUUUCAAAUCGGGGGAACCCCAUUUCAACCGUUGGAAGGGUUUGACACGUUUGUCACCCGGUUUGCUGGGAGGAUCCGGAAAAAAACCGAUUCUUGGUUGGCGGGCGAUCGAUAUCACGAGGAGUAAAGGACAACAGCACGUGACUUUUAGCGUGGCAGGGAGAAAAUCGCCGGCGGGGGUGACGUGUAGUAAAACGAUUCUUGCAUUCCCCCCGCUGCUAAGAAAUUUGGGAGUUUUAGUGAGCGACCUAAGUUUCGCGGAAAGGCGGGUUCUUGACCAAGUUAAAAUUAACAAGUAUGCGGUCAGCGGGGUUUUAAUUACGAACUUGAAAAGGCAAACUUAUACUGGAUUUGUGCCCGAGAUUGGGUUAGAUUUUAGGCGGGACGAAAUUCCAAAAAUAAUAUACCCGCUGGGUGAUGGAGGGCCCGUUAUGCUAGUGAGACAGGAUAAAGGGGAUGAAGUUUGCUAUGCCGCAUACUCAUGGAUUUACGGCCACUACGAUUCAAUCGCUGAGGGAAAAGAAAUCGAAACUAUGGCGGGAAGAUUGAACGCAACGUUGAAAAAGAUGCAUCCCUUCGCCACCACGCUUUUUACCCGGGCGACAGAAUACUUUCCCCACGUGACUGGAGAAUCCAUGCGGAAUGGAUUUUAUCAAGAUUUCGACGCCAUUCAAGGAAACGGUGGACUUUAUUAUGCCACGACGCUCCUAUCUUUUGAAACUAUUAAUGGCGCCAUCGAAAUGGGGGAAGGUUUGGUGGAGAAAUAUUUUUAAAUUUUUUACUAUGUAAUUUUGUUCAUUGUAUAUGAUAUUAAUGUUUUUUAUGUAACAAAUUCGGAUUUUCUCCUUCCAGGGAAAUAUCUUUAAGCAUGUAUGUAUUUAUAAUCUAUUCAGUUCAUCUUUUAGGCAUUUCCAGUAUUUUUGGCUAGUUUAACAAUGUAACAAACAGACAUUUACACAUACAUACAUAUGUACAUUUACGUACACAUGUACAAAUAAGUAAAACUCAAAUUUUUACUGGAAUAUUUUUUGUCCGGAGGCCGGAACCCAGCAAUAAUUCUAAAAUUACAAGAAUCUUCAAAUCAACAUCAAAACGAGUUGUUGAAUUUAGGA